Penicillium longicatenatum is the source of this 1548-nucleotide messenger RNA. RefSeq names its product cytochrome P450. The transcript has 4 exons. The coding region runs from base 1 to 1548 and encodes 515 amino acids. NCBI's taxonomy places the organism in Eukaryota, Fungi, Ascomycota, Eurotiomycetes, Eurotiales, Aspergillaceae. Gene Ontology annotation, molecular function: oxidoreductase activity, acting on paired donors, with incorporation or reduction of molecular oxygen; heme binding; iron ion binding. The record is from RefSeq and is a predicted model, not a curated record.
AUGCCUUUCAUACCGACAGAAUCGUCAUCGGCACGCGUAGCGUCCUAUAUUGCUGAAACUUCAGUCUCUCGUCUUGCUCUGAAUGUCUUCAUCCUGGCAUUAGUACUGACACCGGCCUACUUUAUCGGGCUGGUCAUCUACAAUGUCUUCUUCCAUCCUCUUGCCAGAUAUCCCGGCCCCAAGUCCAUGGCCGCUACCCGGUUCCCCUACAUGGGUUUCAUUUUAGCCGGAAAAACUGCCCAGGCAAUCAAGUCCCUCCACGAACAAUACGGCGAAGUUGUCCGCAUCGCCCCAGACGAACUAUCCUUCAUCGACGGUAACGCUUGGAAAGCUAUCUAUGGAACCCGACCCGGCCACGGCCAGAAGCAAAAGGACUUCCGGUUCUAUCCACUGACCGCGGAGGGUGCUCCGAGUAUCGUCGUCUCUAACGACGCAGACCACUCUCGCAUGCGAAGACUUUUAUCCCACGCCUUCUCCGAUAACUCGCUCCGAGCACAAGAGCCCAUCAUCAACUCCUAUGUGGAUCUAUUGAUGCAACGCCUUCGUGAAAAAGGCGAAAAUGGUAAUAAAGCACUGGACAUGGUCGCUUGGUACAACUUCACAACAUUCGACAUCAUUGGUGAUCUCGCGUUUGGAGAGCCGUUCGAUUGUCUUAAAAACUCCACCUACCACCAAUGGGUAUCAAUUGUGCUGUCAAGUGUCCGUUUUGGCGCAUACACCAACGUUGCCAGACGUUUCCCAGGGUGGAAAUUCAUUAGCAAGCUCAUCACGCCCACGAAGGUAUUGAAUCAACGGAACUUGCAUGUACAACUUACAAAGGAAAAGGUUCAGGGUCGCUUGAAGAAAUCAAACGAGAGACCUGAUUUCUUUGGUAAUAUUCUCAAGCACAAGGAUACCGAGAAAGGAUUCAGUUUCCCAGAGAUGAUUACCAACGGUAGCACUCUUAUUGUUGCCGGCUCCGAGACCACUGCGACACUUCUUUCGGGUGUGACUUAUCUGCUUUUGAAGAACCCACAGGUUAUGCAAAAACUACAAGCAGAAGUUUGGGGUGCUUUUCAAUCCGAUGACCAGAUUACUUUGGAGAAUUGUAACAAGCUGGUAUAUCUCCAAGCUGUUCUUACUGAGGCUCUGAGGAUGUAUCCUCCUGUCGCGUGUGGUCUUCCUCGGAUUGUCGAUGCGCAGGGUGAUAUGAUCAACGGACACUGGGUUCCAGGUGGUACCAUUGUCUCGGUCACACAAAUGGCCGCUUACCACUCCGCGCAUAAUUACACACUCCCUGAACAAUUCAUCCCCGAGCGAUUCUUAGACGAUACUCGAUUUGCGAAUGAUAGCAAGACCGCUUUGCAACCUUUCAGCUUUGGUCCUAGAAACUGUAUUGGGCGGAACUUGGCCUAUGUCGAGAUGAGAAUAAUUCUUGCUCGCAUGGUUUUCAACUUCGAUAUGGAGUUGGAUCAGCCGUCUGACGAGUGGACUGAACAGAAGUGCUUCAUCUUGUGGGAUAAGAAGCCUUUGAUGAUGAAGCUUACUCCGAGAUCAAGGGCAAAGUGA